UGGCCUGUCGUUUGCAUCCUUUCCCGAGCCCCGAAGAUCCAAGGCCACAGGCACUUGCUAGUGUUAAAUGAAUAAUGCGCAUGCGCAAGUCACGUCAUCCGGGAGUUCUGUGCUUCGCGCGAAAUGGAGUCGGAGUAAACAUCGGAGCUGUGAAGAAAAUUCAACAUUGCCAUGCAGCUGCGCCACAAAGUUGUAGAGGGGAGGGCACACCAUGCUGCCCACAGCAGCAGUCAUAAAGAGGUCAGGAGCUGCAACCCUGUGAAAUCACCAUGUAAUUCUAUAAAAAGACAACACAAACGACGGAAAGCAGAGGCUUCAGAAGCAAGCCGAGAUACACCAAUCAAGAGAAGAGCUGUAAACUCUCAGUCUGGUGGUUUGGCUGCUUCUGUCAUCAGUCGACCUUCGGGUUUUGGCUCCACACCCUUGAAUAUUGCAGACUCUCUGAUUGCAUCAUCACCUCUUCCCAGUCAGCACUGCAGUCGCAAAAAGAGAUCAAAAAGCAAAGCCAAGCCUGUGAAUUCUGUAACAUCAGAGUCUGGCAGUCCCCCACGCACCACACUUAUGGGCACAAUUUUCUCUCCCCUGUAUCCACCAUUUGUACCCAAUGAAGUUGAGGAAUGUGAGCUGGCAAUGGAAGUCAUUGCUAGAACUCUUGAUCUUGACCUGGAGGGUGUAGAAGUGGAUGUGGACACGGAUGCUGAGCACUCCAGCAAGGAGAAUGAAGACCCUGAGAGGUCAGGCAUCACAACAGAGUGCAAGUCAGGAAGUGAUAAAACCUAUGAAGAAAAUAAUAACUCCACAUCAACAGUCAGCAUUGCCAGCUCUUCUGGUGCAACCACAUCAACAUCUUUGUAUUCCUCAACAUUAGAGGUGUCUUUGGCAUCCAUUACAGCAGGAUCACAAAUGACGGGCGCUUACUCCAUGGCUGACUCAACAGUUCUCUCUCUCCAUCACCACCAUAAUCACACUCAGAGUGGCACUGUCACUGCUGCCACUAGCACCAGCACCAUGACUGAAGCUGUGGCAGUCUUUACACCAGGGGAUGGGGGAGAGUGUGAAGGGCUGGAGGGCGGUGACGUGGAAUGUGCCAGUUUCACUGUAGCCCAAGAAGAGAGCCAAGAGGAAAACUAUGAAUGGGACACAGAACCCUAUGACCCUUAUUCCAUUAUUCGGAGUUUGCCACCAUUGACAGAUGAACUGCGUGCUCGUCUGCCAGCUCUUCCUUUGAAAACACGAAGUUCACCAGAGUUCUCCCUUGUUCUUGAUUUGGAUGAGACCUUAGUUCACUGCAGUUUGACUGAGAUGGAGGACGCUGCAUUUUCCUUCCCAGUGCUAUUCCAGGAUGUAACUUACCAGGUGUAUGUUCGGACCCGACCAUACUUUCGAGAAUUCCUGGAACGAGUUGCUAAUUUGUAUGAAGUGAUCCUUUUCACGGCAUCCAAAAAGGUGUAUGCUGACAAGUUGAUGAAUUUGCUGGACCCUGAAAAAAAACUUAUCAAGCACAGGCUGUUCCGAGAGCAUUGUGUGUGUAUCAAUGGCUACUACAUUAAGGAUUUGACCAUUCUUGGCCGAGACCUCUCCCGUACAGUAAUCAUCGACAAUUCACCGCAGGCCUUUGGUUAUCAGCUGGACAACGGCAUCCCUAUUGAGAGCUGGUUUGUAGAUCGCAGUGAUACCGAAUUAAUGAAGCUUCUGCCAUUCUUGGAGAAUCUCUGCCGCUUGAAAGAGGAUGUUCGACCUCACAUAAGAGAUCGCUUCCGCCUCCACACCAUGCUUCCUCCAUGAGUAGAUCUGUGACCUAUUGUUGCCUCCCAUUUGAACACCUAAAAAGAUAGCUGCUUCUUGUUGAAGUUUCAGGGAGAGACAAUUUGAUAUCAAGUCCAGCUGUUUGAAAACCGUUGUCAUCAUACAUCAGAAUUUUAAAAAAACACAUUGAAACUGCAAGCAAUAUGUAACACUGAAAUAAAGGAUUUCAGUAUUGUGCGGUACAUGAGUACCAUAUGAGGAUCAUCAGGGUUUCAUACUAAAAGAAUCGAGAUAUCCUGGACCAUUUACAGUUAAAUCACUUGCCUCGUGAAUAAUGAGUCAUUUUUUUUUUUUAAAAGCAACACAUCUGAUGUUGACUGCAUUUGAGGUUUUCUGUGGUGCAAAUUUUUGCCUGAUACAGACUAGAUGUUUUAUGGUAUACGAUUUGUUGCAUACCCAUUAACUUAAGUACAAUCAUGUUUGGUCACAGUGAAGGAAGAUGUUGGAAGAACUCUUCUAGACAGUCCUAGUGCAGGACUACUAUCUUUUAAAACUACACAUUUGUUGCAGGAGGAAAGUUCUAUUUACCCACUUUUGCUUUGCGUUUUACUGUGAGCUUGUUAGCAUUUUGUUUCCUAGAGUAUGCCUUCAGCCUUAGAAGUCUUGAUCCUCAAGGGCAGUAUUUUAAUAUGUUUUUCACUUUUGCACUUUCAAUUGAUAUGGCAGAUUUUUGGUUGGUUGGUUGGUUUUUUUCUUUUUGGCAAGUCAUGCUUUUGGUCACAUUUUAUCUUGUAAACCAAAAGAACUUUGCCUAAAAAAAAAUGGGACCAUUAGCAUCUCUUUGUAAGGAGCUUCAUUGAGAGUAGCUGUUGACCUGGGAGUCUGGAGUCAAGUUUUUUUUUUUUUUUAAAUGAAUAAGUCAUCUUUAAAUGUUAUAGCCAAUUAUUGCAGAUAACUAUAUGCUGCAGACUCAUUAGCACUGUUAGUUUUGCAUCUGCAGGAAUAAUCUAUAAAAUUAUUAGCUACAGUAAUUAGUAGCUUUGUUUUAGCUUUGUAUAGUCUCAGCGGCGAUGUUUAAGUGCUUGUCAUCAAUAGAGCAAGCACUUGCUACCCUGGAUUCUGAUAUAAUAUCACCAUGUCUUUUCUCAUCACAUGGCACCUAUUUACUAAGCCUGCUGCUUUUUCUUGAUAAUUUAGCAUUGGUAGGAGAUGGCAUGAAAAAUCAAUUCCCCAUCUUUUUGUCCUUUCACAUUAUUGUUCAUUCAAAAGGGCACAGCUUUUUUAUUUGUGAUGAUAACAGACUUGAACAGCAUGCUAAGUCAUUUCACUCAUAAACACAUCAGCAUGAUCUGCAUGUUAGUGUUGGUUUCCAAUCCUGUUGCAGUGCCUGUCAUUACCAUUAAUACCAGCAAUAACCAGAAGUUCUCUUAUUACAGUCUUUUAGGGGGUUGUUAUUUCUCUUACUAUCAUACUGGGGUGUUGGGGUUCAUGGUGAAUAACAAUGACGGGCUAUGAUUUGCUAUUUUGGAAAGUCCAUCCCCUCAUAUUGGCUUAGAUAUAUGUUGUUGCUGUAAUGUUACAUCACUAAUUGAUUACAUCAUUAUGUACAAAGUCUUGCAUUUAUUUGUGAAUAGUUGUUGUAGCUAGUAAACACAAAACAGUCAUUAACUCAGUGAGUUGCCCUGUGGCAGUUCAUUUCUAUAAAAUUAAUUAUUAUAGCCAAAUAUAACAGCUAAUGAACAUGUAUAGAUGCUCACAAAAGCCAUCCAGUGUGACUACUAUAGACGCAUGCUUGUAAAGUGGUGGGCAGCAGUAAUACAGAUGCUAUUACACUUUUGCAAGCUUGAUGAAUAAACAGAUCUGUUCGCAA
Messenger RNA from Pomacea canaliculata, 3616 nucleotides. RefSeq names its product CTD small phosphatase-like protein 2. NCBI's taxonomy places the organism in Eukaryota, Metazoa, Mollusca, Gastropoda, Architaenioglossa, Ampullariidae. The transcript has 12 exons. Gene Ontology annotation, molecular function: phosphoprotein phosphatase activity. The record is from RefSeq and is a predicted model, not a curated record. The coding region runs from base 172 to 1785 and encodes 537 amino acids.